Messenger RNA from Boleophthalmus pectinirostris (great blue-spotted mudskipper), 4137 nucleotides. It is a transcript of the gene pidd1, whose product is annotated as p53-induced death domain protein 1. Gene Ontology annotation, molecular function: protein binding. Gene Ontology annotation, biological process: apoptotic process; signal transduction; DNA damage response. The record is from RefSeq and is a predicted model, not a curated record. Lineage: Eukaryota; Metazoa; Chordata; Actinopteri; Gobiiformes; Gobiidae.
AGUAGGAAAGUACUGCCAGAUGUGUUAGUACUAUGGAUCUAUAUAGUUCUGUCCUUAGUACCAUGGUUAGUAUUAUAUUGCUUUGAUUAUCAUGUUGCCUAUAUUUUUUGACUUUUUAUUUUUUUAAGUAGCGUUUCAAUAUGUCACCUUUCAACCAACAAAUCAUUGCAUGCAUUAUGGUGAGUUUUUGUUUUGCUUUGCAAACCUUGUCCACAGUUCAUUAUUGCACUGUAACAGUGUAAAUGUGAAAUUUACAUAGUGCAACGCGUGUUAUAGAGUUUGGGCCCACUGUGGUAAUAUAAAAAUCAUUUGACCACAUGUUUCACAGUCCAAAUGGAAGGUGAAAAGGCAAAUGUUUUGGAUGAAGAGGAUAAAGACCAAGCCGCCAGCUGUUCAGAACAACAAAUGAGACGGACAAGGCCAAAACCUGCAUUUAAAGCAGUUAAAAAGACUGCCAUGGUUUAGUCAUUCUCUGACACAUUGUCUUUGUGCUUGUCAUCGUCAAUAAAUAUGGACUCAGCCUCCAAAUCAUUAAAUGCGGAUGACCAAGAGGAGCUUGAGGAGUCUGAGAGAGACGAGACCUCGGCCACUCUGCCCCCAUCUCCCUGUAGCUCUAUGGACUGUUCUUUCAUCUCCUCAGACCUUCAGGUUAAACCCUCCUCACCCUCCUCCUCUGGCUCUUCUAGCUCUGUCCCAUCUCUCUCUCCUCCUUUGCCUCCAUCAGUGGACAUCACUGAUGUGAUGAGUGAAACCAGACUAACCCUGGAUGUAUACAGAGGGGGGGCAGCAGCACUACCGCUGCUCUGGAGUUCUGUCCCACAUCAACUUAAAACUCUCCAAUAUCUGAGACUGGGCUCUGAGGAGAGGUCAGGAACAGAGGCUGCACUGGAAGUUCUACCUCAUCUGACAGAACUGCGCUCACUGGCCAUCAGAGGCCGCCGUUUUUAUGAUGCUCAGGGUGACCCACUGCCAGGCAUGCUCACUACUUUACCUGAAUCCAUGUCCACUCUCUCUUUCCUCACACACCUGGAUCUCUCCUUCAACCAGCUCUCUGCUCUGCCAUCUUGCCUUUUCCACCUCCCUGCACUGUCCUCUUUGUUGUUGUGCCACAACCACCUCUCUGCUUUGCCCCCUGACAUGGACCAGCUGUCUUCGCUCACUUUUCUCUCUCUCAUGGGGAACCAGCUGGUCUCCCUGCCACAAAGUCUGGGUCAGCUAAAAGUACUGCAGACACUGGAUGUUUCAUAUAACCUUCUCCAGCAACUACCUGAUGAAACGGGUUCUCUUGAGAGCCUGGUCAAGCUUGAGUUAUCACACAACAAACUAAAGGAGCUACCAGAGACUAUGGGCUUGCUACUUUCCCUCAGGGAGCUUGUCAUCAAUAGCAAUGACUUGCGUGUGAUUCCACAGUCACUGAACAAACUGCCUCAGCUUAAAAUAGAUAGCGACAACAAUCCAUUAGGACGACCUUUAACACCUCCUGCCCUCCCUCCCUCACCUGAACACAAAGAAACAAAACUCAAAGAGCUACAUCUUGGCUAUAAUCAGCACAGCUUCUUUGUUUCAUCUGCUGGAUGUCAUGUGUUUCUUCCUGGAGGAGCAGAGUUGCUUUUUCCCCCUGGGUGCUUGCACACAACCGCACGAUUAGAGUGGGUGUGGAAAAGGCCAGAAAGAAAAUGGGUCCAUCUGGAAGACCAUGAAAUCCUACUUAGUCGACCACUGGAACUAAGACCCCAUGGAAUUUCUUUUUUAAAGCCCGUUGAAGUGUGCGUGCCAUAUCACCGUUCCAGAAGAAAAGAGAUAGUGGUUCGAAAGUUUGAUGGGCAGUCAUGGACCAUUCAGACCACACUUUUAAAGAGGGGAAGCCCAAACAACAGCUGUCACCCUGGUGGCCGCCCCGCCCGUCUGGCUUGUUGCUCCGUUCAGCAAUUCUCCUGGUUCAUGGUAGUGUCUCGUCUAGUUAAGGAUACUUGCUCUCUCACACCGGAUGGAGCACUGCUGGUGUCCACCUCAGAUCCUGCUGUUAAGCUCACGUUUCCUCAACACUCCACUUUGGAAAUACGCACCAUAACAUUACAGGUACUGCCAGCUGCCUCCUCUGAAGUUCAGACUCUUUGUGGUGAUCCUCAGGCAACUGUCAGCCCUCUGCUUUGCCUCUCCCAGACCCCCAACAUAAACUUUCUUCAGCCUGUAAAAGUCCAAAUCCCUCUACCAACUGGAGUUACUGGUCAUAGUGUUGAUCGAUCCUGCUUGCAUCUGCUCCACGGAGACCCCACAGCCCAAACCUGGACUGAUAUCACAUCUCAAGUGUAUUUAGAAAUCACUCAUCUCUAUGCCAUAUUCUAUAUCACGCACUUCUCCUGGUACUGGCUUUGGUACACCACUCAGCAGUGUGUUAGUGGAGUUGUCAGAAAAGUUUAUCAGCGACUUAAACAGUUUAAAGUACAGUUUCUUGUUAUGCAGAAAAAAACAGACCCACCCCAAGUGCUUCUACAGUGUUUGCCAGCAGAUAAGGUGGACAGCAGAGUGCAGGCUUUGUUGCCGCAGUAUGAUGGACCACAUCCUUCUGAUCUGUGUGACCUGCUGGAGGGAGAGCAGUUUUUUGCAGGCUUUGAAAGAGGCUUAGACAUCAGUACAGAUAGUCCAGAUUGUGUGGAAGGAAGACUCCGUUUUGUGUUUUACUCCAGCCUGAAAAAUCUUAAAGAGGUCUACAUUGCCCCUGCAACAGGGCAGAAAGUACCAGUGAGGGGGCAGGUAUCUUUCUACAGAGGGGAUAUUCCAGAGAAUCUGCCAGAGGAAGUGGCGAGGAAAAGGAAAGGCCUGGACAGUCAAUGGUUGGCCACCUUGCCACUGAGACUUCCAGCACUAAACUCUGAAAAUAAUUACAUAAUUGAAGAGCCUCAGUAUCCCCCUCUAAAUCUGGGUGACCCUGAGAGUGGAUACCUGACUGAGACCAACCUCCUGAAUCUCUCUCGCAUCGGUAAAGACUGGCAAAGGAUUGGUAUAAAUCUUGGCCUGACCAAAGAAGAGUUGGAGCAUAUUCAGUACAAAAACAAGGAUAAUCUGAAUGGCUUGGUGCUGGAUAUGUUGUUUCGCUGGGCUAGAGGACAGAAGGCUGCAGGCUCUGGGUCUGUGUCAAAGCUUGUGGCGGCGAUGAUGGCGAGUGGCAGAACAGACCUGGCAGAGGAAAUCGAGGACAUUGUCAGCAUUGGAAAGAAAAAGUACUCGGAGUCAUUGAGGAGAGUGGGCCUGGAGACAGGGAGCCCCUCUCAGUGAAGCACAGCAGUAGCUCUGUACACGCUGAGUGCAGAUGGCUCUCUUACACAUCACUGACUUGUUUUUUCAUCAUGGCCCCACCAUCCCAUCCUGCUGUCUAAACAUCUCACCUGCUGUCUCGCACAAGAAAACAUGCACUUUUCCAGUAUUUGUUUUCCAACUAAGUGCCAAUGACUUUAAAUGACCUGCACAAGAACAAAACUGUGGGUACACAUAUGUGGGUAUUUUGUUACUAUCACAUGGAGACCAAUUCUUGGAAGCCUGUUGAGUCUUCUUUUUUGCCCUCUUUGAUCCAUGGGUUCUGCAUCUCAUUCAAUGCCCCCCACAUAACCUUUGCCAGGGGAGUGAGUUAAAAAAAAAUUGCGCUGACAGAGCAGUUUUACCUUUUAAUAACACUUGGAAUAUUUUAUUGUAUUGAAUAUUAAUUUUAGAUCUGUACCACAAUGAAGUGUGAGUAAAAGUAAAAGUAAUUACCUUUAGUCAUUUGGGUCAAUUCAGGAGACCUAAUGGCCAACAUAAAUUGGUCUUAGGAACACAUUUAGCUCCUGGGCUGUGCAUUAUUGUACAUAUCAGUUUUUACAUUUCACAAUUCCUGCGGCUGCAGGAAUCAUGAAAAAAUAUGAAUAUUUGCAUCACAUCAAAAAUGUAAAAAGUUCCUUUGUGUUUCAUUUCACUGAAGUGUAUUGAGGAUCACUCUGUGAGAGAUCUGUAGCCUAUUUGUUGCAGACUUUAUUUUAAUAUAUUUUCCAACAAUUCUGUGAAGGCCUGCAAUAUAACUGUCAUUAUGAUUGUAGUCUGUAGACUACCAAAAUCGUUGUAUUUGUAUUUGUAUAGGUUUCUUUAAAUACAUUUAUUUGUGCA